AUGUGACCCCAACCCCACCUCCCUCCCCACCCCAUGAUGUCCGAAAAAACCCAACAAAGAAAAUUGGCUGGGACCAAGAAAAAAUUCACAGACUAUCAUCAGUGGAACAGUGCUGGUGUUGGUACUGGAGCAACCGACACCAAAAAGAAGAAAAUAAAUAAUGGCACUAACCCUGAGACAACCACUUCUGGGGGUUGCCAUUCACCUAAGGAUAAACAACAGAACCAAGCUCAGCUGAAAGAGGAAAAGAAGGCAAGCCACCAACAUUAGCAAGCCCUAAGGAGGCAGCUAGAGGCCCAGGAUCAUACCAUACGAAUCCUUAUGUGUCAGAAAACUGAACUGGAAACAGCGCUCCAUGACAGCCAGGAUACUGCCAGGAAAUUUGAAGAAGAUUCCAAGGAUCUGGCAGGCCGCCUGUGUCAUUCCUGGCACUUUGCAGGAGAGUUACAGUGGGCUCUCUCUGCUAUGUCCACAGAGCACGAGAGGGCGGACAGGUACAUCGAGGAGUUAACAAAGGAGAGGGACGCCCUGAGUCUGGAACUGUACAGGAACACCAUAACCAAUGAGGAGCUGAAGGAGAAAAAUGCCGAACUCCAAGAAACUUUGGUAGAAACUGAAAAGUCUGAGAUCCAGCUCCACAUCAAGGAGCUAAAAAGAAAACUGGAGACGGACAAAAGCCUGCUGCCACAGGUUCAAACCAACACUUUGCAGGAGAAGAUGUGGAGGCAGGAGGAGGAGCUACGGGAUCAGGAGAAGCUACGGAAGCACGAGGAGAAGAUGUGGAGACAGGAGCAGAGGCUGCGGGACCAGGAGAAGGAGCUGUGGGAGCAGGAGCAGCAGAUGCGGGAGCAGGAGCAGCAGAUGCGGGAGCAGGAGGAGCAGAUGCGGGAGCAGGAGGAGCAGGUGCGGAAGCAGGAGGAGCAGGUGCGGAAGCAGGAGGAGCAGGUGCGGAAGCAGGAGGAGCAGGUGCGGAAGCAGGAGGAGCAGGUGCGGAAGCAGGAGGAGCAGGUGCGGAAGCAGGAGGAGCAGGUGCGGAAGCAGGAGGAGCAGGUGCGGAAGCAGGAGGAGCAGGUGCGGAAGCAGGAGGAGCAGGUGCGGAAGCAGGAGGAGCAGAUGGGGGAGCAGGAGGGGCAGAUGGGGGAGCACGAGGGGCAGAUGGGGGAGCAGGAGGGGCAGAUGGGGGAGCAGGAGGAGCAGAUGCGGAAGCAGGAGGAGCAGAUGGGGGAGCAGGAGGAGCAGAUGCAGAAGCAGCAGGAGCAGAUGGGGGAGCAGGAGGAGCAGAUGAGGAAGCAGGAGGAGCAGAUGGGGGAGCAGGAGGAGCAGAUGGGGGAGCAGGAGGAGCAGACGCAGAAGCAGGUCGAGAGGCUGCGAUUCAAGGAGGAGAGGCUGUGGGAUGAGUAUGAGAAGAUGCAGGAGGAGGAGGAGAAGAUCCGGGGGCAGGUGGAGAAGAUGUGGGAGAAGAAGGAGAGGAUGGGAGAGCAGGAGGAGAAGAUGCAGGAGGAGCGGUGCUCAGAGCCCUGCCUCCCUCCCUCCAAAUAUCCUUGUGAUAUGAGCCACCCUGGCAGCCUGGAGCCUGCACGAGAGGCCGGGAAGGGUUAUUCCCAUGACCACCACACUGCACAGCAGAUCAUGCAGCUGCACCCUGGAAUGAAGAAUGACCAGGAGCGCCCAGGCUUAGGCAGCACCUCCUGCAUCCCAUUCUUCUACCGAGGAGACAAGAAAAAGAUCAAGAUCAUCAAUAUCUAAAAAGAACAGUCAACAAGGCCUACAGAAGUGUAAGCCGCCAUGUGACCUUGUGAAUAUAGUCUGAGAACAAACUUGAAAAAAAGAAAAUGUAUUUUAAAUUGUGGCAAAAUACUGGCCGGGCACGGUGGCCUGCACCUGUAAUCACACCACUUUGGGAGGCCUAGGCGGGUGGAUCACCAAUCCCAGCUACGUGGGAGGUUGAGGUUGCAGUGAGCCGAGAUCACACCACUGCACUCCAGUCUGGGUGACAGAGUGAGACUCCCAUUUCAAAAAAAAAAAAAAAAAAACUUCUACCU
Messenger RNA from Gorilla gorilla gorilla (western lowland gorilla), 2042 nucleotides. RefSeq names its product golgin A6 family like 7 (gene GOLGA6L7). The record is from RefSeq and is a predicted model, not a curated record. Gene Ontology annotation, molecular function: protein binding. Gene Ontology annotation, cellular component: cis-Golgi network; Golgi apparatus. Lineage: Eukaryota; Metazoa; Chordata; Mammalia; Primates; Hominidae.